This is a messenger RNA of Penicillium oxalicum, 2403 nucleotides long. Its product is annotated as DNA polymerase epsilon noncatalytic subunit. Gene Ontology annotation, biological process: error-prone translesion synthesis; DNA-templated DNA replication. Gene Ontology annotation, cellular component: epsilon DNA polymerase complex. The transcript has a single exon. The record is from RefSeq and is a predicted model, not a curated record. Gene Ontology annotation, molecular function: DNA binding. NCBI's taxonomy places the organism in Eukaryota, Fungi, Ascomycota, Eurotiomycetes, Eurotiales, Aspergillaceae. Bases 1 to 2403 code for a protein of 800 amino acids.
AUGGAUCCAACCACCACUCCGCGGCAUUCAAAUCGCUUUCGAAUGGGUGUAGGUGCUGCAGACCCAGUGCCAUCAUCGUCGCCGGGAUUCGGGACACCUGCGCGUCCGCUGCGACUCGCAAGGGUAAAUGCGCCGCCUACAAAAACCUCGAUUCUCCCGAUCCUUCUACCCCCGGCCACUCUGCGGCCAGUGGCCUUUCGGACAUUCACUCGCAAGCACAAUCUGACAAUCUCGUCCUCGGCGCUCCAGACCUUGGCCGUCUUUAUUGGCAAGAAUUGCGGUUCAGGAUGGCGCGAAGAGGGUCUCGCCGAAAAGGCCUUGGACGAAGUGGCCAAGGCUUGGAAACGAGCAGGAGGCGGCGUCAUUGUGGAGGAGGGCAAAGGCGCCUCAUUGAAAACAAUCCUUCAAACGCUCGAGAGCAGUAUGAGCGGCGGUCGCGUGGUGGUCGGGAAGGCAACUGUACCAGACGGAUCUGGAAGAUUAUCCAGUCUCGGUAUGGAGGCGACUGGACGGACGAGGGACGCAAGUGGCAAAGAGGGCUCUCUCACAACGCGGCCGGGGGAGACGGAGGAAGACGACUCCAAGUUGUCGCUUCAUCCUCGGCAUUGGCUCAAAGUCAUUGACGCCACGGACCUUCCGCGCCUCACAUACAAUGUCGACAAGAAGUACUUUGAGACCCAUAAGUCAAAACCGACGUUAUUCCCGCCGCCGUCCCAUAAAACAGCCCUCUUUCGAGACCGCUAUAACCUGGUGUACCAGCGAUUGUUACGCAACGAAUCCUUUCAGAGCUCGUUGGGCGUGGCCGGCAUGCCUUCUCUGCAGCGAUCGUCGUCGAAUCUGGGCGUUCAACAAUCCUACAAGUUGACCCCAAUUGCCAACUUGCUCGGACGCAGCGGCACAUCUCAUCUCCUUCUGGGCCUGCUCUCCACUUCGCCCACGGGAGACCUCUCCUUGGUGGAUCUGACGGGGACUGUGGUCUUGGAUCUCAGCCAUGCCCGCAUGAUUCCCGAAGACGGCGCGUGGUUUGCGCCGGGCAUGAUUGUGCUCGUGGACGGCAUCUAUGAGGAAGAGGAAAUGGUUCAAGGCUCUAUGCUCGGUGGGAAUCACGGCGUGGGUGGCGCCAUUGGCGGCCACUUUGUUGGUGUGUCCAUCUGCGGACCCCCCUGCGAGCGCAGAGAUAUCUCCUUGGGAACGGGCACUCGUCAAGGCGCGGGCGAUGUCAGUUCAAGUGGUGGAUUCGGCUGGGUCGAUUUCCUCGGCACUGGCAGCGAGCGCGCCCAGGGGGCUCGUAUGAGGCGCAUCCAGGAGAAAUCUCUCCGUGCAACAACUGCUGCUGCCGCUGCCGCUGCGGCGGCGGCGUCUUCAGCCGAAUCUAUCGAUCCAUCUCCGGCACGGCUCAAGGUCGCCAUCUUGAGCGAAGUCCACCUGGACAACAUGAAAACCCUCGACGCCUUGCGCAAGGUCUUCAGCACCUAUAACGAUUUGGCGCUCUGCGAUCGCCCCGAAUCAUUCCUCUUAAUUGGCAAUUUCGUUCAAACCCCCAUCAUCAACGGUGGAGGACGCGCCGGAAGCAUCGAGUACAAGGAGUUCUUCGACUCACUUGCUCUCGUUCUCUCCGACUUCCCUGCUCUUCUCCAACACUCAACGUUCGUCUUUGUCCCGGGCGACAACGACCCCUGGGCAUCUUCCUUCUCCGCCGGUGCGGCCACCACCAUUCCACGACAACCCAUUCCAGAACUCUUCACCUCUCGAAUCCGCCGAGCCUUUGCCACGGCCAAUUCUGAAAACGACAAAUCUCAAUCGACCGAACCACCAGGCGAAGCCAUUUGGACCUCCAACCCCACCCGUCUCUCCUGGUUCGGUCCCACCCACGAGAUCGCAGUCUUUCGCGAUGAUCUCUCAGGCCGACUUCGUCGCACCGCCAUUACCACCCAACUCGCUGCGGAGCACGACGAAGACGAGACCAACGCCGAGCCACACGAUAACAUCAUGCAAGAUGCACCAGACUCCCCCUCCAACGACGACCCCGUCGACCUCGAUCAAGCCAACGGGUCCAAACCCGCCCUCAACGGCCCGUCAUCCACCACCAACGCCGCCGCCACAACCAGCGCCGCAAUGGCCCGCAAAUUAGUCAAAACCAUCCUUGAUCAAGGCACCAUGUCCCCCUUUCCUCUCCAUGUCCGGCCCGUAUUAUGGGAUCAUGCCUCUGCAGUACAAUUAUAUCCCCUGCCUACGGCAGUGGUGCUCGCUGACGCGGAAGCGGCUCCGUUCUGCAUGACCUACGAAGGGUGUCAUGUGAUGAACCCGGGACGGAUGUUGGCUCCGGGGGAUGUAUCGAUGGUCAAAUGGAUUGAAUAUGAUGUUUUGCGCAACCGAGGCCGUGUGAAGGAGGAGCGGUUCUAA